Verticillium alfalfae VaMs.102 is the source of this 1107-nucleotide messenger RNA. RefSeq lists its product with no specific name. The coding region runs from base 1 to 1107 and encodes 368 amino acids. The transcript has 3 exons. NCBI's taxonomy places the organism in Eukaryota, Fungi, Ascomycota, Sordariomycetes, Glomerellales, Plectosphaerellaceae. The record is from RefSeq and is a predicted model, not a curated record.
AUGGCUGGCAAGCCAAGCUAUACAAGGAAACAAAUUGAGUUUGUUCUCAUCCAUAUUCUCGACAAAGUAGCCCUGCAUAGGAUCAUCGAUGCCUUUAAGGAGACAUUUGGCCAGGAUGUGACCAUUGGGCAGAUUAAAUAUUUAAAGAGCAAGUACGGCAAAGAUCCAGACUUCGGGUCGCCUCUUCUUGAAGGACGUGUGAGGAUAGUGGAAGAACUGGCAACCUUGCUCAUGUCCAAUUUCGAGCAUUGGAACGCCCAAAAGAGCCACUAUCAAUCGUCGCAACAAGGAUAUGGCGAUCAAAUUGUACAAGGACACAGUUGCUUAUUAUCCGGCAACUCGCUGUCGUACACCUCACAUAAUACGGACGGACCGGAAACCUCGUGGGAUACCGUCGGAAGUCCUCAGCAGGGACAGACCAUGCCCAACGGUCAACUCAACAAGACCCAAGACAGCUAUCAACCAUUCGCCUCUCGGCAGCCAUCUUCGAAUACCCCACGACUCAGUCUGCAAGAUGAUCCAUGGCCUGGUCUUCCGUCAGGGGCUCAAUCUCAACUUUCAAUUUGGCCCGCACCGCAGGGCUCUGAGGAUCUACCACCUCCACCUUACUCUGAAGAUCAUCCAGGGCUGGGAAACACAAUUACAGCUUCGCAUAUCAGUACUACGGGAUCGAUCCCCGAUGGUAUAGACAAUAGUCUGUUCAAUAGUUCCUUCAACUCGAACUUAACAGCUCACGAGACCCAAGCCUUACAGCUAACUAUCGACGUGCCUCAAGCGAUGCCCGACGAAACCAGCAAUGGAAUUGGCCAGUGUGGCAAUACAUUCCAAGAGACCGCCGAAUACAAGAGCCACGAUGCGUCAACCACCGACACGAAUGUCGACCAGCAGUCAAGCUACAGCAGCGAUGCUCUAGAGCUGGUUCGCCGCACCCACGACCACGCAGCCUCACGAGGUGUUGGGGAGGGCUGGAGUUUCUUUGACGAGGCGGUGGCGUUCACUGAUUCACGGAAGGGGAGCAUUGGUGAGCAUGGCAAUCUCGACGAGGCCGAUACGCCCCUCGCAGCGGCUUUUACAGAUUCCGAAAUGGCUGGCGCAUACAUGGACUGA